ACCUUACUUGCUCUCACCCGCCUGACUUUUGUGUUAACUUCACCUACUAAGGAAAAGGACUGGGCAACUGAGAGCUCCCGACGCCGGCCCGGCUGACAUGUACAGGAAUGUCUCUAAGCAAUCUAUGCUCUCUACCACGACCGACACCAUGUCCACUCAAACCGCCGCGUUCGACUGGCUCCCUCAGGAGGUAAUGGAGAACAUCGCUUUCUUCUCAGCAACCACGACAGACGUAGGACCUCCCUCUGAUCUGAUCCCUCUACUUCUAAGCUGCAAGAGCAUCUACCUCGCUCUCUCCCUCGACACAAACCCACAUCUCUGCGCCCGCAUAUUCGAGCAUAAAUUCGAUCUCAGCGCCGCCGUUCGCCGUAUGGGCCAGCAGAUUGCCACCCCUGACGUCUUGUCCAAGGAGCUACGCAAGAGAUUCGUUUACCUGAAGCGGAUACGCGCACGGACAGAUUCUCGCAUCUGCGCGCCAAAUACAAAUUCGCCGAUCCUUGGCGAGUUGCUCUGGCUCGCGUACCUAAUGGUGCUCGAGAACGACGGAAAGAAUGUGAAGCAGCUGAGAGAGUACGCAGGGAUGGAGCAGUGGUUGACGGAGUACUGGUUUGAUGACGAGGGCGCGUCGCAAGCUACGAAGGCGCUCUUGGCAGAUGAGUGGCCGCUCGAUAAUGAGCAUAAUGCUCUGGCGAUGUGGUUGUUUUGGUUGUUUCUCAAACCCGACCGUUUCCAGCGUACCGAAAGGAACUAUCGGACUUUUACGACUGUUUUGAAACCGACGGCUCUAGCGGCCAAUAAGUAUGACAUAUGCCAAAUCCCAUGGGAGGCCUUCGUUCCCAGGUCCUGUCUGCUUGAACCUACGAGCAUACAACACUAUUCUAAUUCAUAUCACCUGACGCCACCGACGAUGGCUAUUCCUGCAAUCCUCUCUUAUCUAAGCUUGAUGGGUCCCCUUGUAGGCCCAACAAGGGUUGCCUACAAAGGACCACAUCACGCGCCGAACAGUUUUCCAUCAUCUCUAAGUCAAAGCCUUGAGUGGGAAGCUGAUUGGCAGAGAUGCAUAAAUCUCGCCCAAACCCCUCUCACCAGCCAAUUCUCAGGUGCAUACAUAGCCGGCAGUCUACAAGGUGUGUGGGAAGGUGUCUUUACGUACACGGAAUUCACUACCUAUGCUGCGCUUCUGUCUGGACGAUCCCCUUCGAUUCUUCAUAAUUGUUCGGUUGCGCAGCAUCGUCAAACGUGGAAGUUGCGGGAGUACCACUUGAUUGUUUCUAGGGAGGCUGAUGGCGGAGCCGACGGAGCAAAAUCGCCAUCGCCAUCAUUGAGCUCGGGUGAUCCGCUCAAGGCGUUCUUUCCGCCUGGUAUCCGCAUUCACGAGCACGUAGGCAGUGCAGAGGUGCAUGAGCCCGGUAAAGUGGCUACACUGUCCUACAAGCGGUGUGACGCGGAAACCGAGGGGGCCGAUGUUCGAGAUAUCAUUGUCGUCGGAGAGGGUCAUUCUGCUUGGGGUCAAUUCAAUAUCAUUGGUAGGGUACGACCUUGCGAUGGCUUUGUUAGUCUUUUGAAGGAAUAUGUCGAAGGCGAUCGGGGACAAUGGCUUUAUCGUGGUUAUCUUGUCGGGAGUAUCAAUGGGAGCCUCUCUGGGCGCUGGCGAGACACGCUCAGUCUCCCUGAAGCUAAUGGUUAUGAGGGGUGUUUCGCGAUGAGGAGGCGGAGAUGACGGAGUUGUGAACUGAUUUUCUGGAUAUAGGUUUCUUUACUGACAUGAUUAGUUUCUACAAAGUUUGAGGGAAAUAAAACAUUGUGCGUCUCGCCUGGCAUUCAGGAU
Molecule: messenger RNA, 1828 nt
Organism: Suillus clintonianus
Lineage: Eukaryota; Fungi; Basidiomycota; Agaricomycetes; Boletales; Suillaceae
Exons: 6
Coding region: 98-1720 (540 amino acids)
Source: RefSeq, a predicted model, not a curated record